AUGUCUUCCCUCCUCCGUCUUCCAACCGAAAUCCUAGCCAAGAUCAUGCUCGACUACCAAGCUCUCUUCCCACCCGUUUCCCCUGGGCCCAGUUUUCAUCUUGCAGCUGGGCAGAGGACCGUCGCUUCAUGCAGGUGGAUCGUCAUCACGUUUGUUUGCCGACGUCUGCGCCAGGUCGCGCUGGAUGAUUGUCCCUAUCUGUGGACAGACAUCCUCAUGGAACCUCGAUGGGUACCCAAAUUUCUAGCACGAUCGAAGACACUCCCCAUACGCCUUCGAGUGCAUGAUAUGACUCACCUGGACGAUUAUGGAAGGGAGCUGAUGUUCUAUGGGUCGAUUCUGGACGACCAGUCUUAUCGCACGAAAGAGCUCAUCAUAAAGACUAACUCCCGAAAGUUCCUCACAAUGCUACUAGCAAGGCUUCCAGCCUCUGCACCUUCUCUGCGAUAUCUUUCAAUUGAGUGUACAGAGACGAACUAUUCUGGACCCGCCCCGAUCAGCUUUUUGAGCAUCUCAGUCCCCGGCCUUCGUCGUCUCGAGCUGAACGGCUACUUUCUCCCAUGGUCCGCAUCCGUUUUCCACGCCGGCCUUACUUCCCUCAAGAUUCACGACAGUCGUUCCGACCCCUCUUCACGUAUACCUUCGCUGGUAUCGUUACUCGACGCACUCUCGGGCAUGAGCAGCCUUCGAUCGCUCAUCCUCGACAACUUACCCCCUUCGCCUGAAUCUCCUAGCGAGAGUCACCGUGACGCUGUCGCAACCGCAACCGUCCAAUUGCCCGCACUCAGGUCUAUCCAGCUCGAAGGCCCUGCGAACGAUUGCGCACGUCUACUGCGCCAUUUGACGUUCAGCUCGGAGCUGAAGUCGUUCAAAGCGACCUGUGGGUAUGGAGCUGCCUACAAGCCGCUUUUCGAGUGGAUAGCGCACUCGUUUCCGGGAGGAAGGCAUCAGGCAUACGGAUAUGAUUCAGAGGGUGAUGUGAGGUCUGGGAACGGCCAAAUGCGCCGUUUGAGAGUCCAGCGAUCUUUGGAGAGUCAGGAGCUUGUACAUAUGUUGCAUGUCUUUGAGGGCUGGACGGUAGCAUCGCCGAUGCGAAAGUCGUCGUCUCCGGUUUUCGACCACGACAACUACUGCGACAACGACAGCGUUGAUAACGACCCUGAUGAUCCCCAGCUGGCGAUCUCGUUCAUCAAGCGUCGAGGCGACGACAACGAUGCGCUCAGUCCCAUCUCGGGAUUCAUGCAGUCCCUACGCCUCGGGGAUGUCGUAUCGCUGGAUAUAGCUGGAAACGCAAACAGAGCAGACGAGUGCUUGACACGAUACCUCCCAGAGAUGACACGACUGGAGCAUGUCCGUAUUGCGAAUGCCGACCGGGCGCUCGCGACCUUCCUCACCAUCUGGAUCACCGAACGGCAUAUCACGCCAGAUGUGCGAUAUCACGAUACGUUCCACCAGAUGAAGAGCCUUACGAUCGCGAAUGUACAUUGGGGCUUUACAUUCAGGGAUGAGAGCAGAGGGGAUGAGUCAGAGGGUAGAGGGUUACGCAGUUUGUUCUUGAACGCCCUUGUGCAGCGGAAGAGGAUCCAUGACAGAAAAUUGGGGGAGCUGCGGGUUGAGAGGGGGGAUGUGGGGCUGAUGCUGGAGACAAUUGAGCGCUUUGUUGAGACUGUUGUGGAGGAAGAAAGGAACUAA
Messenger RNA from Stereum hirsutum FP-91666 SS1, 1692 nucleotides. RefSeq lists its product as uncharacterized. Lineage: Eukaryota; Fungi; Basidiomycota; Agaricomycetes; Russulales; Stereaceae. The record is from RefSeq and is a predicted model, not a curated record. The transcript has a single exon. The coding region runs from base 1 to 1692 and encodes 563 amino acids.